Molecule: messenger RNA, 968 nt
Organism: Marasmius oreades (fairy-ring Marasmius)
Lineage: Eukaryota; Fungi; Basidiomycota; Agaricomycetes; Agaricales; Marasmiaceae
Exons: 5
Coding region: 17-793 (258 amino acids)
Molecular function (GO): GTP binding; GTPase activity
Source: RefSeq, a predicted model, not a curated record
UUCAUACUUAGAUAUCAUGGCCGACUCUGCCGCUGGUUCUGCUGAUAAGUCAGUUCAAGUCAAGCUUGUUCUCCUCGGCGAAGCUGCAGUUGGGAAAUCAUCCGUUGUUCUUCGAUUCGUUUCCAAUGAAUUCCAACCCAACAAGGAGCCCACUAUUGGUGCUGCCUUUCUCACUCAGAAAUGUCGACUGGAGGACCGUGUUUUGAGAUAUGAAAUUUGGGAUACAGCAGGGCAGGAACGAUUCCACUCUCUUGCACCCAUGUACUAUAGGAAUGCUCAGGCCGCUGUUGUUGUUUACGAUGUCACAAAGGCAUCAAGCUUGGAGAAGGCCAAAUCGUGGGUCAAGGAACUACAAAGGCAGGCGAACCCCAACAUCGUCAUUGCUCUUGCUGGAAACAAGGUCGACUUGGUUCAGCCCUCCCCUUCUUCCUCUGGUACAGCCUCCGAAUCAGAAGACGAGGCUGAUGACGCAACGGCAACACCAGGGGAAGCAACGGCAUCCUUGGGAGGUGAAUCUGAGAGUUUGAGACAGGUACCUAGAGAGGAAGCACAGGCUUAUGCGACGGAGGCUGGUUUACUGUUCUUUGAGACCAGUGCGAAGACCGGCGACGGUAUCGUGGAAGUAUUUACUGAAAUAGCCAAGAAGAUACCCAUCGAGCACAUAUUAGCUGCAUCCCGGGGCGGUGCUGGUCGUGCUGGUGGUGUUGGCAACCGUACGGGAGGCUCGCAACAAGAGGGCGGUGUCAACCUAGAGGGGAAUGACAACAAACCCAAAGACGCUUGCAAUUGUUGAGCUUCUUUACGUUUUGGCAUGAUUUAUCUAUGCAUAUUGUACACCUCCCUGAUUUUACUCACGACCAUUUCCUGCACCUUAUGUAGUUCGACUCUCAUUUUCUCGAGCUGCAUUACGACUUCAUACAUACGUCCCUACAUUCUUUCGCGUGUAAUUUGAUUGUUUAUUUUGUCGG